Sorghum bicolor (sorghum) is the source of this 1199-nucleotide messenger RNA. RefSeq lists its product as uncharacterized. The record is from RefSeq and is a predicted model, not a curated record. Bases 187 to 1002 code for a protein of 271 amino acids. The transcript is spliced from 3 exons. NCBI's taxonomy places the organism in Eukaryota, Viridiplantae, Streptophyta, Magnoliopsida, Poales, Poaceae.
GAGAGAGAGAGAGAGAGAGUACUACAGCACAACCACUGGCCUUGCACUUGCAUAUAUAUAUGUAGGGUAUACGCUGUAGGGUCCUCUGGCCUCCACAUUCCUAUUUGCAGCGGCAUUUUGGCGUAGUAGAAGAACUAGAGUUCGUGUCCUUGCUGGGCACCGGGACAAGGGACGACAACAAUACCAAUGGGCAGGAGGCUGCCGGCGGCGGCGUUGUGCGGUGGCCGGGCGGCGACGCGGGUGAGGAGGAAGCGGGUGCAGCGGGCGUCGUCCUACGCCUCGCCCUCCAAUAUUAAGCUCCCCGCCGCGGCACUGCCCGGCGGCGGCGGCGGUGGAAAGACCGGCAGCGCAGCAGCAGCAGGAGGAGGAGGAGGAGGAGGCUGCUACGUCAAUGGCAACGGCGCGCUGAUGGUGGAAGUGCGCAGGCCUGCCGCCGGCUCUGGGACGACGACGGUGACCGGCAAGAAGGACGGCGGCGGGCGGCGGGUCAUGGUGCUGGCGGACGGCCGCGCCGAGGCCGCCGGCGCGCUCCAGUGGGCGCUGUCGCAGGCCGUCCGGAGCAACGACACCGUCGUCCUCCUCGCCGUCGCCAAGACCGUCGCCCGAGACGCCGUCAGUGAUUCUUGUGUCAAGAUGCUGGGCACCAAGAGCCAGCAACACCUCGCCGCCUUGAGGACUGUCUGUGAAUCAACAAGGCCAGAGGUGAAGGUGGAGACGUGCGCCGUGGAGGCGGAGGAGCGCGCGCCGGCGGUGGUGGACGCGGCCAGGCGGCACGGCGCGUCGCUGCUCGUGCUGGGCCAGCGCCCGCGGCGGCACGCGGUGGCAAGGUGGCUGCAGACGCUGUGGCGGCGCCGGCGCAGCAGCAGGGGCUCCUCCGGCGGCGGCAUGGUGGAGUACUGCAUCGAGCACGCGCCGUGCGUGGCGCUGGCCGUGCGCCGGAGGAGCUCCGGCGGCUACCUCGUCUCCAGCAAGCACCACAGGGACUUCUGGCUCCUCGCCUAGUAGUAGUACCAUGCUGAUUCAGCAUCAAAGAUCUUUUCUUUUGUGUCGCUUCAAUUCGUCGUCAGUUCAAAACUAUUGCCUACUGCUGGUAACUUAAUCAGAGCGAUCGAGUUUGCCUCUGAUCUGGCUGAUGAUGCUGUAAAGCUAGCUAUAUAUCCAAACGGCGAACAAUCAAAACCUCAGCUUGUUUCAGAAAA